Volvox carteri f. nagariensis is the source of this 1831-nucleotide messenger RNA. RefSeq lists its product as uncharacterized. Gene Ontology annotation, molecular function: ubiquitin binding. Gene Ontology annotation, cellular component: nucleus; cytosol. NCBI's taxonomy places the organism in Eukaryota, Viridiplantae, Chlorophyta, Chlorophyceae, Chlamydomonadales, Volvocaceae. The transcript is spliced from 8 exons. Gene Ontology annotation, biological process: autophagosome assembly; Golgi organization; nuclear membrane reassembly. The record is from RefSeq and is a predicted model, not a curated record. The coding region runs from base 111 to 965 and encodes 284 amino acids.
GAAGCGUUCCUGCCAGCUAUCGAUAUUACUUGGUCUUUGAAAUAGAUAAUGACGAGAGGAUAAAGGAGGGCUGGUAAGCUUAUCAGCUGUACGCAACACAUUUGGCGUAAAUGGCAAACGUUAAGAGCCUUAGUGAUUUGAAUGGAGAGGGUGAGGAUGACAAGGGGAAAUUCAACGACUAUUACGCUGGCGGAGAGAAGAGCGGCCAGCUGCUUCGAGGCGCCCCUGAGGAGUCGGAUGACGAUGAGGGUGAUCGGGUGGAGGCUCUGUUCAACCGCGCUCGGCAGGCCGGCGCACGGGCGGGUACAAGCGAGGACCUGCCGGGGCAGCCUAAGGCUUUCCAUGGCCAAGGCCGCACGCUGGGCGGCGGACCUGUUCCUAGCAAACCCCCAGCUGAAGGACCUCGCAACCACGUCAUCACGUUUUACAACAAUGGCGUCUUCACGGUGGAUAAUGGGCCGCCACGUUACGUGGAUGACCCGGCCAACGCGAGGUUUAUCGAGAGCAUUUCCAAGGGGGAGUGCCCCGAGGAGCUUGAGACGGGCAAGCAUGGUGCGCCGGUCACCGUCAACCUCAUGCGGAAGGAGGAGCCGUACACCGAAGGGGAUAAAGCCAAGCAGUAUUUCACUGGCACGGGCCGAACGCUGGGAGGUUCGUCUGGCGCCUCUACGAGUGCGGCGCCGCCUCCCGCUGAAAGCAUCUCGGCUGGCGAAUGGAAAGGUGUGGACGAAUCCAAACCUACGACAUCCCUGCAGCUGCGGCUGCCGGAUGGGUCGCGCAUGGUGGCGCGCUUUAACCACAGUCACACUGUGCGGGACAUCCGCCGGUUCAUACGUGCAUCAAGGCCGGACAUGACGACCUCCUACCAGCUGACGACUGCUUUUCCAAAUAAGGUCAUCGAGGGCGAGGAUCAGACGCUGGAAACCGCGGGGCUACUCAAUGCGGUUAUAAUUCUGAAACAGUAGGACCGUCACUUCGUCUUUCCUCCCCGUUCAGGGAGCGCCUGACGACGGAAGGAUCGAUCCAUCGUUUCCUUCCGGUAGGAAGCACGUAGUUGAUUUGUGAAAUGGGUAGGUAGUACAAUCGAAUAGCCCGGAUUGAUCCAUUGCUGUCGUGCAGGACAUGCGCAAUCCAAAAGAAAUGGUGUCGUGAGAUUAUGGGAACCUGCUACACAAGGCAUAAGCUUGCCGCCGGCUGCCGUACGGUUUCCAGAAUGGAUAUAUUGGGUAGGGAGUCGGAGCACGCUUUGUUAGCUUGUGGAAAAGAGCUGUGGCGAUUGUCAUUGUGGAAUGCUUUAUGCGCGCUUCUUGAUGCUCCGGUAGUUAGAUUACUAUGGAUGCAACUAAUACAACACUCAAGAGCUGAAGAGCAACGUGUAACAAAGGUUUUGCCAAAAUUUCGUCUUAGGAUAUAUAGCGAGCUCGGCCUCAAGACCACAGGUUGUGGGUAGGAAAGGUAGAACGGUUAACUUGCUGUACUGUAUGUGCGAUGGGUUGGCUUCCUAUCUAUAUACCGUAUUGGCGUUUCCGGCAUGGCGAGUUUCCUUACUAAACGCUGCUUGUUCAUGUCAUCUAUGUGGGCGUUUUCGCCUUUAAGGAUGCGGUGACAGACUGUUGGGCUCGCAAAACAACAGCUGACCGCGUGAUGACGCGCACGGAAGCUUUUUGUUACACAGUUAUCGACGCUAUUUUGUAUGGAUCUCCAAAACGAUAAAAUACAUUUCGGCUGACAAGUGUGGCGAUGCUCAACUUGUACGGUGCAAUAUUCGUACGCUAAUUUUUUCUUCCUCCCAUAGCUCUGGCCAUUAUCUAAGAUGUAAGUCUGGAUGUAG